Messenger RNA from Diabrotica virgifera virgifera (western corn rootworm), 2676 nucleotides. RefSeq lists its product as uncharacterized. The coding region runs from base 5 to 2317 and encodes 770 amino acids. The transcript is spliced from 11 exons. The record is from RefSeq and is a predicted model, not a curated record. Lineage: Eukaryota; Metazoa; Arthropoda; Insecta; Coleoptera; Chrysomelidae.
CAAUAUGGCAGAGUUCUGCAAUAUAGAAGACAAGAUGAAAAAUUUUAAGUUUAACUCCGAUAUCAACAUAUUACUAUUAGGAGCAUCAGGAGUGGGCAAAUCAACUUUAAUCAAUGCAUUUGCCAACUAUGUAACUUUUACUGAUUUUGAAGAAGCGACAAAAUAUAAUCCAAUGGUGCUCAUUCCGAGCCAAUUCAUUAUGAUGUGUAAAAAUGGCAGUCUACAUGAGAUUACUACAGGAGAUCCAAAUAAAAAUGAAUUUUUACAACCUUUAGAAGGCGAACAUGAGAUUACUACAGGAGAUGCAGUGGAAAAUGAAUUUUCACAAACUUUCGAAUGCGCAACCCAGGACGUGAAAACUUACGUUUUUCCAAUUUUUGAUAAGUCAAUAAGAAUACGUCUCAUUGAUACUCCAGGAAUUAUUGGUAACAAAGAUGAAGAAUUAAAGGAUAAUCGAAAGACUGAAAAUAUCUUAAGAUACAUUGCCAACUUACAUAAAAUACAUGCUAUUUGUUUUCUUUUAAAACCUAACGAAGUCAGAGACAUGGUCAGUUUCCAAUACUAUAUGAAUAAAAUAUUUUCAAGCUUAAAUAAGAGAGCAUGUGACAACAUCAUUUUUUGUUUUACACAUACGAGGGGAUCAGAUUAUGGACCUGGAGCAUCCAUUAAAAUGUUGGAAAAAGCGAUAAGCGAACUUACCAGCCGCCCUCCUUAUGCUAAAAUUGUUGUGAAGACAAGAAAUACUUUUUAUUUUGAUAAUGAAUCUUUUAAAUAUCUCACAGCCGUUCAGAAAUGUAUUCAUUUUGACUCUAACAUUAAAGAAAGAAAUAAAGAGAGCUGGGAAAAGUCUGCUCAAGAAAGUUGGAGGUUAAUUAAAUAUAUAACUGGAGAUAACAAGAAUAAGCCACUAAUGCCUUACUUCGUAAAAAUUACAAACACAACCAACGAAGCGAGAAGAGUUAUUAUUCAACUGGUACAACCUCUAGCAGAUAUAACAAUAUUAAUACUACACAAUAUAAACGUUUUAAAAUGCCACGAGCAAGUAUUGAAUGCUAAUAAAUCAUUAGAAGAAUUGAAAAACGAGCUUUACUUACCAGUUAUUGAGUUGGAAACUACUACUUUAAGCCAACCUGUUACAUUUUGUAAUAAAUGUUAUAAAUCUAAUAAUAUUGUACGCGGAUUUCAUUAUUAUCGUUAUAAACAAUGUCACGAUCCGUCCUGCUUAAAACAAGUUCCUGAAGAAGUUAUUGGUACAGAGGCACAUUGUGGGACGAUGAACGGAACAUCAACUUGUUGUGUAUGCAAGUGUGACUUUAAAGAUCACAUGCGUGUGUAUUAUCUGACAAAAACUGUAGAAAAACGAGAAAUUGAUAAAAGUAAUAUAUCCGAUGAAGUGGAAUUGAAAAAAAGUAAACAUCAAAUAAUAGAAAAUAUAGAAAAAAUAUUAACGAUGAGUGAUGGGCGGAAACGAUUGAGUGGUUCUGGCUACCGAAAAGAAGCUCAGAAAAAACUGGAAAAACAAAGAGAAGUAGUAGAAAAAACCGCAAAGAUAUCAAAUUUUUUUAAGAAAAGCAACUCUCAAGAUGAAAACUUAAAAUGUACUCCUACCGACGACAAUGUCACUCCGUGCGGUAGUGGUAGGCCUAAUUAUGGUCAGACUCACGUAAAAGAAGGUGAUGAUGCUCUUAAUGACGCUGAAGCAUCGAUUAAGGAACCAGAGCGUCCAUCCUCAUCACGGUCUUCAAAUGAAGAUAAGGUGAUACCGUAUCCUUUGGAUGUUAAAAUUGUGGAUGACCCAGCUUUGUGGGAGAUAAAUGACCGUACUCGUAGGAGGUCUUCUGAUAAUGGACACUGCAAGUUGGAAACGGAGACGUCGAAGAUGGACCAGGACGAAGAUGCAGAGAACCCAGUGAACAAAGACACAAGUGGAAAUAAAAUGCAUAGAUACCAACACCCUUACUACUAUAUAGAUAAUAAUUUUCUAAAGAAGUACGUAGAGAGCAAAAAACUUCUCGACAAUGUUCUUGAGAUGACCAAGACUAUCGGCAAAGAUGCAGUCAUUAAUGCUCAAGAUGUAAGUGAAGCUAUUAAUCAAUUGUAUAGUUUGAAGCAUAAUGGGAAAAAAAUUAAAGAACUAUACAAUUGUCAGAAAAAUUCAAGAACCGAAGAAUUUAAAAACAUAGAAUAUAUUCACAAAGUGCCCUGUAAGGGAAUAAAAAUAGAAGCUGUUCAAGAAACUGGCAACAGAGAGAAUCUAUCAGGUAAAGAACAUCUUAACAGAGGAUACUACGAUUCUGACAAUUCCGAUUCAGAUUAAAAAUAUUCUUGUUUUUUCUUAUAAAAUAGUAGUGUUUUAGUAUAAAGUAUGUAAGUACUGUUCGCUCACCAGAAAAUCUAUUAACAAAACUUAGAAAUCAUUUCAAUUGGCUAUAGCACCAAAACUAAUCUUCUGUAGACGUAUUAUGUGAAAUUAUUAACAGUUGACGAGCCUCCUGUUGUGGUGUCUCCUUUUCUUGGUUUUCCAAAAUAAAUUGCCAUACCAAUAUAUAUACACUGACCGGCACGAAAAACGGGCACCCCACAAAAUGGGUUAUUUUUAUUUCUCGAAUUUCCCAAAGUCGAAAUUCAAUAGUAUUGUCAGGGUAUCGCUCAAAAUUGAUAGCCUCUGGAGGGGCC